Molecule: messenger RNA, 1839 nt
Organism: Daldinia childiae
Lineage: Eukaryota; Fungi; Ascomycota; Sordariomycetes; Xylariales; Hypoxylaceae
Product: DNA polymerase kappa
Exons: 2
Coding region: 1-1839 (612 amino acids)
Biological process (GO): error-prone translesion synthesis
Cellular component (GO): nucleus
Molecular function (GO): damaged DNA binding; DNA-directed DNA polymerase activity
Source: RefSeq, a predicted model, not a curated record
AUGGCUGAGAGACCUGGUACACCGAAAACCGAGAAAAAAGAGCCCGAGGUAGAAGGGCCUAAGCAAGAUGAUGGCCAACAUAAUACUCUCAAAUACUCUCUCCUCGGGCCUUCGCUCACCAAAGCCGGCCAGGACUCUGUCGAUCAAUCUAAGGUUUCGGAAAUCAUUUAUAACGCAUCCAAAGGAUCUAAGUUCUUUAACCGCGAAGAAGUCAAGGACAAGAUCUUGACGCAGAAGAUCGAGCAGAUUUUGGAGAAGAAGCGGCGUCUAGAGAAGCUUGAUCUAACUCGCGAGCUCCGGGCUGCGGAUCAACUCAUAACCCAGCUCGAGGUCUCCCGUGACUUAACGCAGUAUAUAGUCCACGUCGAUUGCGAUGCAUUCUAUGCUGCCGUAGAGCAACUCGACCGACCCGAGCUCAAGGAUGUCCCAUUCGCUGUUGGAGGCGGCGUGCUCACUACAUGCAAUUACCUCGCUCGAAAAUUCGGUUGUCGAAGUGGCAUGGCUGGCUUCGUCGCCAAAAAGCUAUGUCCUAACCUCCUCCUUCUCCCUCUCAACUUUGACAAGUACACCUCCAAAGCUCAGGAGGUCCGACAAGUCUUGGCGCAAUACGAUCCAAGGUUCCAAAGCGCUAGUAUCGACGAGGCUUAUCUCAACAUCACCGAAUAUUGUGUCGAACAUAACAUGACGCCCGAGGACACUGUCCAGCAAAUGCGAGACGAGAUUCAUGAGAAGACGAAGAUCACGGUUUCUGCUGGAAUUGCCGCAAAUGCGAAGCUGGCUAAAAUCUGUUCUAAUAUGAACAAGCCUAAUGGCCAAUACAUCCUGCCUAACGAUCGUAAUGCUAUAAUGAAUUUCAUGCGCGACCUUCCGACGAGAAAGGUAAACGGAAUCGGGCGAGUUUUAGAACGGGAGUUGCAGGAGAUAGGGGUCAAAACAUGUGGCGAUGUCUAUCCCCAUCGUCAGCUUUUGCCCGUGGAGGAGUUUGAACGGAAGAGCGUCGGAACCGAAAGCACGUUCCGAGAUCUUUCAGACCCAGUACAACUGAGAGAAAAACUGAAGCAGACAGCUGACGAAUUAGAAAAGGACAUGCGAAGAGCCGAGUGCAAAGGUCGGACUCUUGUCUUAAAGGUAAAGUUACAUACAUACGAAGUUUUGACGAGGCAAGUUGUGACGCCAAGAGCUAUUUGCGCCGCGGACGACUUAUAUAAUUAUUCGUUGCCUAUCUUGGCAAAGCUGGAGCAAGAGGUUCCGGGUAUGAAGUUACGCUUAAUGGGCCUCCGGUGCACGCACCUAGUUAGCACCAAGAAGCCCGACGCUCGUACAUUUUUUGGACUGAGACCUUUAAAAACGGGGUCCGACGGGUUGGCCGACGAAGGGACAACCGAAUCUGCCCAAGAAUAUGAUAUUCCACAAGAACUCCUAGACCAAUUACCUGACGAUGAUACCCACGAGCCCGGCUUAGAUCUCGCCGGGCCUCCCAAAGCCGAAAAAGACACCACUUACCGACGCCACGGCAAAGAAAUCCUCCCAAACCCCAACCCUAACCCCAAACGCCCAGCCCCAGACCCCGAGCCUGAGGAAUAUUGGGAUUGUCCCAUCUGCAGCCGGCCGCAAGCCACCGACGAGCGCCUGUUCAACGAGCACAUCGACCUGUGUCUUUCGCGCCAGACGAUCCGUGAUACGGUUCAGCGCGAAUUCAAACCUAACCCGAGCUCUGCAGUUGACGCCGCGCCACAGCCCAAGAGGCGAAAAGGCAGUACCGAGAAGAAGCAACGUAGCCGGACGACGAAUUCGGCUGAUCCGAGGCAGACGAAGCUGUUUUUUGGUGGGGGAUUAUGA